Molecule: messenger RNA, 4019 nt
Organism: Triplophysa rosa
Lineage: Eukaryota; Metazoa; Chordata; Actinopteri; Cypriniformes; Nemacheilidae
Gene: srebf2
Product: sterol regulatory element binding transcription factor 2
Exons: 20
Coding region: 172-3402 (1076 amino acids)
Biological process (GO): positive regulation of transcription by RNA polymerase II; positive regulation of cholesterol storage
Cellular component (GO): nucleus
Molecular function (GO): protein dimerization activity; RNA polymerase II cis-regulatory region sequence-specific DNA binding; DNA-binding transcription factor activity, RNA polymerase II-specific
Source: RefSeq, a predicted model, not a curated record
AUUGUUUGUGAUUGACGUCACCGCUGGAAAGCAAGAUGGCCGCUUGUGUACGGUGAACGCUCGACCGACAGCGGAACCGCCUCAAGAGAGGCUGUAAAUGUUUGAAACUGAUUUCUGAUAACCGAAUAAAGCCACAGAGACACGUGACGUCCCGCACGAGACGCGCUGAGGAUGGACGGCGCGGGGUUCAUGGACACCAUAUACCCGACCCUGUCCGAACUGGGCGAUGAGUUCACACUGGGAGACAUCGACGAGAUGCUGCAGUUUGUCAGUAAUCAGGUGGAUUUUCCGGAUCUCUUUGAAGAUCAGAUGGGGGGCGGUUCUGUGGCUCCUGUACGUGCUCCUCCACAGACGGCCCCCAGCACCAUACUGACCCCCCCGCACACCCCCGUACAGACCAUCAGCCAGAUGCAAACACGCACACCACCGCUGCUGCAGCCCAGACCACAGCCCAUCACACAGGUGCAGACGUUUCCAGUGCAGACGCUGGCUGUGCAGACGCAGGCGCAGCCGCAAACUGUGAUGAUCACUCCAACUGCCACAGCGUCUCGUUUUAUUCAGAAUCAAGUCAUCUGUCAGCAGAACCCCAGCGGCGGCUUCCAGGUCCUCCAGCCGCAGAUGCAGAGCAUUAUGACAUCACCGCAGAUCCAGCCAAUGACCAUCCAGCAUCAGCGUGUGUUGACUUCAACCGGUCAGACCAUCCAGACUCUCUCCACAACACCCGCCACUGUACACACAGUGUCUCAACAAUUACCCGUGUUGCUGCAUCAGCCUCAGAUCCUGAAGACAGAUUCUUUGCUUCUGACGACGCUGAAACCGGACGGAACUCAAGUUCUCUCGACCGUCCAGAGCCCCGCCGGCAUUACGACCCUGACCACACCCAUACAGACCGCCGCCCUGCAGACCCUAAUGGGCAGCAACAUUCUGACCACCGUCCCGGUCAUGAUGGGAGGCGGAGACAAGCUGCCCAUCAAACAGAUGUCACCCAUCACCGCCCACAGUGGGAGCGGCCCUAGGGUGGAUCAGGGCGUGACCGUCGCCAUGGGAACCGGAGGAGUUGUCAAAGAGGGCGAGAGAAGAACGACACACAACGUCAUCGAGAAGCGGUACCGCUCGUCCAUAAACGACAAGAUCCUGGAGCUCCGGGACCUGGUGAUGGGCAGCGACGCUAAGAUGCACAAGUCAGGCAUCCUGCGCAAAGCCAUCGACUACAUCAAAUACCUGCAGCAGAUAAACCACAAACUCCGGCAGGAGAACCUCACGCUGAAGAUGGCCAAUCAGAAGAACAAGUCUGUGUGUCUGUCAGAGGAUGUGGAUAUGAAGGCCGAGGCGGCGAUGAUUUCUCCUCCUCCGUCUGAUUCGGGGUCCAGUUCUCCUCCUCAGCUCUCGCCCUUCUGCAUCGACUCGGAACCGUCCAGUCCGCUGCUGGACAAUGAGCAGAUGAAGAGCGAGCCGGGCUCUCCGUCGUCGGUGGGUGUGAUGGACCGCUCUCGUCUGCUGCUCUGCGCGCUCACGUUCCUCUGUCUGUCUCUCAACCCUCUGCCGUCUCUGUUGGGUUCAGAGGAGCGCUGGAGUUCAUCUGUCACUCACGGACCCUCGCGCUCUCUCUCCUCGCUGCCCCCCGGACCCUCGCAGGACUUCAUGGAGUGGAUGCGCUUGCUGUUGCCGUGGUUUCUGGUGUGGGUUCUGAGCGGGGUGGGCGUGGUUUGGGGGUGUGUCCGGGUGCUGUAUCUGUGGGAACCGGUGACGCCCCUCCACUCGCCCAAAUCUGUGAGCUUCUGGAGACACCGCAAACAAGCCGACCUACAACUCUACAGGGGUGAUUAUUCGUCUGCGGCGGCGAGUCUUCAGACGUGUCUGUCAGUGUUAUCCAGAGUUCUGCCCAUCACCACAUUCGACAUCACCUGCUCUCUCUCCUGGAAUCUGAUUCGCUACUGUCUGAGAAAACCCGCCCCUCUGGGCUGGCUGGUACGUUUGGUUGGUGGGAAGCAGGAGGGGGAGGAGUCAAAGACGAGCUCACGGGACGCAGCACUGGUGUAUCAUAAACUCAGUCAACUGCAGCUCACAGGUAAGCUGGAGCGCAGUCCUCUGUGGGGUGUUUGUGUUUCUCUCAGUGCGGUGAAUCUGUCUAGAAGUGCAGAAGGGAAGAUUUCAGUGACACAACAGAUUGAGAUCUUUGUGACGGCAGCCAUCAGCCUGAGGACAUCGCUGGGAAAACAUCUCACCUGCCUGCCUGGUUAUCUAUCAAGUUGUGCUGAGAGUUUGGCCUGUCAAUCAGACUCUAAGCCCCUCCCAGACAGUCUGCUCUGGAUCUUCACACCAUUGGGCCGUCAGUUUUUCCUGAGCUGUGAUUGGUCAGUGAGGUCAGAGAGCAGCGAGCAGAUUUUCACCUCUCAGAGAGAUCAGGUGGAUCCUGUAGCACAACUGCACCGCUGCUUCUGUGAGAAACUUCUGGAACGAGCCGUUCACACACUGAUCGAGCCACAGAGCGGCAAACACACUGAGGAUUCUGGGGAGUUCUCUGGAGUUCUGGAGUUCCUGCAGCUGUUGAACAGUUGCACUGAAGACUCCGCCCCCUCCACCGCCCCCUUCCCUGCGCUGGCCAAUCAGAACACAGCACCAGUGAGGGACCCCGUGUGCCGCUGGUGGGCUUCGGUGCUGAAGGCCGCGGUUCAUUGGCUGCAGGGUGAUGAUGCAUCCGUGAGGUCACUGCUGUCAGAGGCGGAGCGUAUGCCCAGAGCUCUUCACACUCUAGAUCACCCGCUACCCAAGGCCGUGUUGGCGUUGUGUAAGGCCGUUCAGAUGAGUGUGUGUCCUCAGAAGGGAGAGGGCGUGUCCAGCUGUCUCGCUCACUGUCAGCGCGCCGGCGCUCACCUGCACGUCAGUGUGUCGCAGUCACACAACAACACCUGGCUACACAAGGGGGUGGAGCUUCUGGUGUGUGACCUCCUCCUGACUCUGAGAACCAGCCUAUGGCAGCGCGGCGGGGGGUCUAACGGAGAGCCUGGCCCCGCCCCCGGAGCGCAGCUGGCUGGAUUUCAGAGGGACUUGAGCUCUUUGAGGAGACUCGGACAAGCUCAUAGACGAGCUCAACACAAGCUGUUCCUCCACGAGACCACCGUCAGACUGAUGGCUGGAGCCAGUCCCACACGCACACACCAACUGCUGCGCAACAGAACGCACAACUACAGCGCGACAGACGGCGAGCGUGAGAGAGCUCAUGUCAUUCUGUUGGCGUGUCGUCACCUGCCGCUGCCCUUACUGACGCCUCCGGGUCACCGCGCUCGUCUGCUCGCUGAAGCCAAACGUACGCUGGAGAGAGUCGGAGACCGCCGCUCGCUGCAGGACUGUCAACAGAUUCUACUGAGACUGGGAGGAGGGACCACCAUCGCUGCGUCAUAACACACACACACACACAGUAUGUUAGUGAGGAAAUCAACAUUAGAUGUAUAAUAGUUUCACACUUACACACACACACGCUCGGUUCAGUGUGUAUUUAUUGUAGUACCCAGCAUCCUCCUCGACUACCUCUCUCUCACACACACACACAUUGUACAGAACCGUGUAGAGACCAAAGUCUUUUAGAACACAUGGAUGGAUGGGGGGGUUAUCAUGUGUAAUUAGCUCAUGUCACAUGCUUUAUUGUGUAUUUGCUUAUUGUAGUUCAUGAGUAUUUUCUGUUUACUAUUGGAUGUAUUUGGGAACAUUAGAUCAGGGCUUUUAUUAUGAAGUCACAUGACGAUCAGAUAAAAGUCUCUCACACAGAGUGAAGCUCAAUGGAAGAAAGUUGUGUUUAUUAUGUUGCUCAGUUUGUCAUAAUUUAAAGUGUUCAAGGUUCUGCUUGUGUUUUAAACUCUUUCACUCGCUCAUGUUUGUUUGUUUUGUGCAGAUUUCUAUUUCUUGAUUUGUUUUUUAAAUAAAUUGCAGAUGCCAUUGAAAAAACAGCAUGUGUUCAGGUGUCUGUAGAUUCUUUGGGAAUCAUUGUGUUUCUGAUGUUGAAUAAAUGUAAUGUUUGUGGA